UACAAGUAAACAAAAAUCACUCGAAAGGUUUCUUGAACCUAAAAAAAUUUUUGAUUGGUUGUUUAUCGAGUGACGUUCGCAUUAAUAAGGGAAUUUGUGUAAAUUACAAGUCACGUUUUCAGUUUAAAUACGCAAAAUGGCCGAAAAUAUAUUUUUGUUUGUGCCAAAUUUAAUCGGAUAUGCACGAAUUAUUCUGGCAUUUAUUUCCUUUUAUUAUAUGCCGUUUGAUCACGUUAAGGCUUCGUUUUGUUAUCUUUUAAGUGGCCUGCUCGAUGCGUUUGAUGGAUACGCCGCUCGUUGGUUAAAUCAGGCUACGAAAUUUGGAGCCAUAUUGGACCAGUUGACAGACCGCUGCGCUACUAUGUGUCUGCUUGUUGCUUUGUCGUACUUUUAUCCUUCGUACAUGUUUCUAUUCCAAUUAAGUAUGACGAUUGAUAUUGCCAGUCAUUGGAUUCAUUUACAGACAUCUCUGAUGCAAGGGAAGACAAAUCAUAAAUUUAUUGAUUCAGCCGAAAAUCCUGUUAUGAAAAUAUAUUAUACUUCUAGACCCAUUCUGUUUACUAUGUGUGCCGGAAACGAAUUGUUUUAUUGUAUGCUGUAUCUUUUACAUUUCACUGAAGGACCAACAAUUUUGGGUUUGGGACUAUUCCGUCUUAUAACAAUAAUAUCUGCACCGGUUUCGUUUGUCAAGACUUUAAUCAGUUUGUUGCAAAUGAUAAUAGCAUGCAUGAAUCUAGGAAUCAUCGAUACAAAGGAGAGGAGCAAACAAGCGGAGAAAGAAAAAUGAAUUAAUCCAGUAUCGCUUUACAAAACUUUACUUGUGUUUGUAAUUCUUAGAAUCGGCUUUAAUAUUAUUAAUUUAUCAUAAUUACACUUCGCAUGUAAGUUAAAUUGUAAAUAAUUCUCUCUCCUAGUCAAAUGAAGGAAUUAUUUAAUUUUGAGUAGUGUUUCCCAAUCUUCGUCGACUGAUGAUCUCAUUUUAAUAUAUUAGAAAAUCUUGAUAUUAUCUGGAAGUAUUAUCAAUCAUGUUACUGCUUAGUAUGUAAUGGAAGAUGGUUAUGUGGCUCAUAUUGGUCUCAAAUACCAUUAUACCAGGAUUGACUAGAAGUUGGAAAGAGGAGAUUAAUGUGUCAAGAUACUAUCCAUCUACACAUGCAAGCAGUUGAAUUAUAGUAGUAAGCAUUAUUUUGAUGGUUACAAUUCAGAUUUUUAUCUCAAAUCGUCUGAAGGUUGGUUCUCGCUAUGACAGUGUCUAUAAUGGAAAGCGACAAAACUGACCCUAUGUCGGACCAUAAUGGAAAAGGGGUGCAUUUAUAAAUUGAGUCGGAUGGGUGCAUUUAGAAAUCGAGACUUUUACCCUAAUGGCAAAGCAGAAAAAUUAAGUAUUGAUCGGUGUAAAAGCAUUGUUGAGUGCUAGUCAGCCUUUCCAUUGUGCGCUGCACGGAUAUGUCUUUCACUGGUACAUUAUGAUAAAGAGAGCGAUGUUAUGGCUUCGUGUCGGUAAACUGUUGUAAGCGAGAACCAUUUUUGAGUAACAAGUGGGAAUCAGAAUGAUGAUUUAGCAAAUUGUAUUGGCCACUAGUUGGGAAACAUUACUUUAUAACACUAUUAUAAUUGAAAAUUAGAAAUAUCAAAUGCAUUCUCAACAUAAAAUAAAUUGUUUAAGUUCAUAAAUAUUCAUUUAUCUGGUCUGAUAAUUUGAUAAAGGGACCACCACAAAGUAUCGACCCUCUCUAACAGUUUAGAACUAAGAAACUUUCAUGAAAUUUGUAGAAAUCAUUCCAAUGUCUAUCAUUUGUUUUAUAAUUGAAUUUUCUUUAUACAGUAUUUUUAAUCAUUGACAUAAAAUUAAUUGUUUUUUUUUAUUUAUUUACAUAAAGAGUAGUUUAUAUAAUUUUAUUUCUGUAUAUAAUUUUACUUUAUAUAAGAUUAAUAUAUUAAAUUAGAUUAUUUCUUUUGUACUUCGACAUGUUUUUUAACUAACACUUUUAAUCGAGAAUGCCGGGCCAUCGAGCAAAAUGCAAUUACGAGAAGUAGCUCGAGAAGCUCGGAGACGUUGCAAGUUAAGGGUAGUCGAUGGGCAUUUCGAGGAGGCUAGUUUUUGCCGGAGUUCAGAAGAAUAUUGUCCAAUUUGCAGUCGAAUUCUGGUCAGUGCGGCACCGCAUCGACGACAAAUGCCGAAGACGAACGACAUUCGACUUUGGUAUUUGUAGUCGACUAGAAGUGCGCUUCUACACUUUGACAUCGAACAAAGUGGCGAAUGGCAAACGUGGCCGAACUUUGCAAACUUUGUCGUCCCGGCCACGAUGCCAUUGCACCACAAACCGGUAACGCAGCAAGCGGCACCGCCUAGUCCAACUUGCAGCAUUUGUCAAACUCCUUGCACUAUUUCUCUGCAUUUGUUCGAUCGGUCCUUAGAAUUCAUAUAAUUUCCCAAGGUGGAAAAGAUGUGGACUCGUUUGUAAAACCUGUACCAUUUUUUAUAUUGUGCCAAAAUUAGUUUGUUUAAUCUAAAAAAGUUCACAAACCAUACAAAAUUUCAAUUCUUGCUUAAGUAUGUACUUUAUAAAUCAACAUUCCUGUGCAUAGAAGUGAUUGUAAAUAAUAUAUUUAGGUUUUUGUACGCAAAUAAUUAGAAAAUGUUAACAAAUUUAUCACUAAAAUGUCCCAUUUGAGAUUGAUUAUAUAUACAGUAUAUAUAUAUGUAUACACUUAUAUAUUUGUACAGACAUGUACAAUACUUAGUUAUUUUGUUGGAGAAUUGUUGAAAGUUUUAAGCUUUAUGAUGUAGAGAAAAAAUACUAAUUUGCUUGAUGUUAUCAAAUAAAUAGAUGAAAAAAUAUCAUUUAUAUUUUUUAAUGUAUACUGUAUUAUGUUAAUAAAAUCCCUAUAAUACAGUUUUUGUUGGAGUUCACUUAUGUUUGAAGCGUAUAAACAAAUAUAUAAGGCUAAUUUACACUAAAGUAUUUGAUGCCUGAGAUGUUCGGUGGGUGUUACGUGUUCAGAAUUAUAUAUCCUUAAACACAAGUACUUGCAAAAUUACUUUUGUCAACCGGAAA
Molecule: messenger RNA, 3059 nt
Organism: Centruroides sculpturatus (bark scorpion)
Lineage: Eukaryota; Metazoa; Arthropoda; Arachnida; Scorpiones; Buthidae
Gene: Pis
Product: CDP-diacylglycerol--inositol 3-phosphatidyltransferase-like
Exons: 7
Coding region: 137-787 (216 amino acids)
Biological process (GO): phosphatidylinositol biosynthetic process
Cellular component (GO): membrane; Golgi apparatus
Molecular function (GO): CDP-diacylglycerol-inositol 3-phosphatidyltransferase activity
Source: RefSeq, a predicted model, not a curated record